Rotaria sp. Silwood1 is the source of this 1107-nucleotide messenger RNA. Lineage: Eukaryota; Metazoa; Rotifera; Eurotatoria; Philodinida; Philodinidae. The record is from the annotation of a GenBank genome assembly.
AUGACAACUAAUCGUGUACGGUUUAUUACGCCUAGUUACCAAACUACGCAUCAUAAAAAACAUAAAAAAAAUCAAACAAAACACAGUGAAGACAAUUUAGCUUUUGUAGAAGAUGAUGAAGACAUUGUUAAUAUUGAUUUAGAACAAUUUUCAAAUAUUGAACCUGAUACAGAUGAUUUACAGGUUACAUUUAGUAAAGAAAGUUCAACAGUUCAUAUUGAUGAUCGACAAGAUUCUACAGUUUCAACACAACCAUUCUCUACUAAUGCAAAUGAACAAAUAAUAGAUGAAGAAGUAGAAAUAACUGUUUCAAAUACAGAUGAUCCUUCUAUGUUAGUUUUAACAUUUCGGUCAUGGUUUCUUGGUCUUCUAUUUACAUGUCUUCUUUCGUUUGUAAAUCAAUUUUUUUGGUAUCGAACAUCACCACUUUUUGUUGGUACUCUUGUUGCUCAAUUAUUAACAUAUCCAUUAGGUAAAGCAAUGGCUAAAAUGUUACCAAAUCGAAAAUAUAAAAUUUUUCGAUGGAGUUUUACUCUUAAUCCAGGUCCAUUUACUAUGAAAGAACAUUGUAUUAUAACAGCAAUGGCUAAUGCAACAUGUAGUACAGCAUAUGCUAUUGAUGUUAUAACAACAUUACGCUUAUUUUACAAACGCCUAAUUCAUCCAAUAAUUGGUAUUCUUUUUGUUAUUACAUCACAAGUUCUAGGUUAUGGCAUAGCUGGUAUUAUGCGAAAAUUUCUUGUUUGGCCAGCAGCUAUGGUAUGGCCGGCUAAUCUUGUCAAUUGUACUCUUUUUCGAACCUUACAUGAUGAUAAAGAUAUUGGUGACAACGACGAAGCAAAUAAAGAAUCACGUUGGAAAAUGUCACGUCUUCGAUUUUUUUUCGUAGCAUCAUUUUGUCAAUUUUUAUGGUAUUGGUUUCCUGGUUAUAUUUUCCCUGUUCUUUCACUUUUCUCUUGGAUAUGUAUGAUUAAACCAGAUAAUGUUGUUCUUUCACAACUUACUGGAGUUAAUGGACUUGGUAUAGGUUCAAUAGAAUUUGAUUGGAAUGCAUGGGUUGCAUUUCUUGGUUCACCGAUAAUUGUUCCAUUCUGGAAAGUGAAAUAA